UGGGGGUGCAUCAGAGGCGUUAUCUGUGCAUUUGAGUGCAUCAGAGGCAUUACUAUACCACCAUCUCUCUUUCUAGACUGCUUGUGACAAUGAAGGACUCGAGGAGUUUGAUGGAAGCAACAGAAGUGGGUUCACGAGUGUAUGAGAAGAAUCUGGUGGAACAGAUGAGGGAAUUGGGGAAACUAAGAACAGCUGUAAUGGUGGAGAAAUGUUCGACUAAGAAUGAAGGGGUCAUGUGUCCCAAACCAAGGAGACGACUUAUGAGGCAUUUUGGAGAGCAUACUGACAUUAAAGUAGGUGGAGAGCUUUCGGAUAUCAUCAUAAGCAAGGCUUCACCACCUUUCUGUUCAGUUUCUCCCCCUGUUCGUGCUAGCAACCCUCUCAUUCAGGAUGUGCGGUUUCGUGACCAGAGGAUCUCUCAGAGCUCUACUCCUGGUGUUCGACUUGAAGGUUUUGGUAAUGUUGAUCACACCCGAAGGACGCAAAGCAUCCCGACAAUGGCGUGAUACCAUUUUGCAGCCAUCUCUCAUCUACCAAGAGAGAGAGAGAAAGAGAGAGCAUAAGCUAAUUGCAGGUUUGAUGAUCAUGUACAGGGUUUUCUUUUAAGUUUUACAGGACAGAAGAUUUGGCUUUUGAAAUGCUUGUACAUAUGCAUGUAUUUUGGUAUGGUUGAUGGUGGGCUCUUUAUGUAUGUACCUUUGUCUCAAACGGUGAGGGUUGGUGAAUAAAAUCGACGAUUUUGAAU
Messenger RNA from Telopea speciosissima, 745 nucleotides. RefSeq lists its product as uncharacterized. The coding region runs from base 90 to 506 and encodes 138 amino acids. The transcript is spliced from 4 exons. The record is from RefSeq and is a predicted model, not a curated record. Lineage: Eukaryota; Viridiplantae; Streptophyta; Magnoliopsida; Proteales; Proteaceae.